CACGGUACCAGUUGUGGGCGUGGCAUUCAUCAGCUGACAGCGGCAUUUAAACAAUCAGCUGUUGUUUGUGACGUCCCCCCACACAAUCGAACGUGGAAGAUUAAGAAAGGGGGACAAAAAGUCCGUUUAGUGAGCCAGAGAGGGGAGUGCGAUGUAUUUGUGAACUAAGAUGGACCGCUGGAAGAGUCAUGUGCGUGCUCGACUGCAACUCAGAGACCAAGCGGAGAAACUUCCUUACGAGGGCGUAUAUACAAGCUUGUCUCAGUUAGAAGAACGCUUUGAAGUUCGCCAGCAGUUUUUAGUCCAGGCAACAAGCUCUGAGGGUGGAGUUGAAGUUGAGAACAUCAGAUUACUUCAACUCGGCCUUCGAGAAAGCGAGCAUCUCGCUGAAAAGGUUUUGGGUUUUGUGUCUCCUCAGCUGUCCCAGACAGUCUCGGACUUGACGACUGUCCUGCAUCUGAAAGAUGCUGAGCUGCAGCACUGGCAGUCACGUGUGUGCCAGCACCGCCAAGAGGCUCUCACUCUGGCUAAAGCAAGCAAUGCCCUAAAGGCAAGCCUGAACCAACACGAGUACACCAUCGAGCGUCAGACUAAAGAGCUGGCCGCCCUGGACGUGGAGCAGAGGAGCCUGACGGAGGCACUGUCACAGGCUUGGAGCGAGAAGGAGGAUCUCCUACGACGGUGGAUGGAAGAGAAAAAGGAAGAGGCAGACCGGCUGAAUAAGUACAACGACGCGCAGGAGAGGUGGCAGCGUGUGGCCAGGCACCUGAGGAGGCACCUGUACAGGAAGAAGACCAGCGAGCCCAUCGCGAGCAGCUCUUAAGUGUGAAAUUAAUAUGCAAUUUGCACGCUCAUAGUGGUUGGCAGCAACGUGGUCUGCCUCACAGUCGAGAAGUCCCUGGUUUGAAUCUCACCUAGGACUUUCCAGUUUGGAGUUUGCAUGUUCUCCACAUGCAAGUUAAGUUCAUAGAAGACUCUUGAUUUUAGGUUAUCGAGGAGUUAAAGUCAGAUCAACAAUAUCUAACAGAAAUUUAUUAUAGUCUUUGACCACGAUGAUAAUACAGUAAGAAGUCCGACCUCAUCAAAGUACCAUUUUCACCUUAUUACACAUCCGAUGAUGUCACAGUGCGUUGCCCACAGUCAGCCUAUUUUGCAACCGUCUCACUGCUUUUUUUGUUUUGUUUUUUUUUUCCCUUUUGCCUCAAACAGCAAUUUUCCAGGUAAUUUCUCAUUGGUUUUGAUUUACCACAAGCGUAUAUAAUUUGAGUAAAACGAUUGACCGCCUUUUAACAGGCUUAAAGUGACUGAGAAAACAAGAUUUAAUCCUUUUAAUCAGGUG
Syngnathoides biaculeatus (alligator pipefish) is the source of this 1339-nucleotide messenger RNA. RefSeq lists its product as uncharacterized. Gene Ontology annotation, cellular component: autophagosome membrane. NCBI's taxonomy places the organism in Eukaryota, Metazoa, Chordata, Actinopteri, Syngnathiformes, Syngnathidae. Bases 170 to 823 code for a protein of 217 amino acids. The transcript has 6 exons. Gene Ontology annotation, biological process: autophagosome assembly; negative stranded viral RNA replication. The record is from RefSeq and is a predicted model, not a curated record.